CGUUGCCUGUCCCCAAGUUCUCCGUUUUUUUGGAGCCAUUACUGUAAAUGCAACCAGCGUUGGAGGAGAAAAACACUAACAACAUCGUCUGUUUCGCGACUAAAACCUGAAAAAUAUCAAAAACAUAAAGAAAGUGCCGUGAAAACCGGGGGAAAACCCGCCGCAGCAAAGUGAAAAGUGGGAGUUGGAGUGGGUGACAGAAAGAGACGGGAAGGGAGCACCACACGGCGGUGGUGGGUGUUCGUUCGCAUUGGUAUGCGUGUUGGUGUUAUCGCCAGCAGCAGUGAGUUGCUCCAAAUUCGCGGCGUCGGCGCAGAAGGACACUCUCUCCCACUCUCUCCGGUGCUGCUCUAAACGGAACAGGAUAUUUUAUUAUACUGAAAUUCGUACGCAGGAAAUUCGCAUAGUUGUGAAAGCUUCGCGCUGCCACACGGACGCAUUCCGCUGCUGGCUCCCCCGCACUCACACACUCUCACCCGCGCGCACCCACAUACACUCGCUGACACACACUCGCGCAGAAAUCAAUUAAAACGCAUAGAUAAGUUGCAGUUUUUUGUGAACCAAAACAUGUUGAAAUUAACUCACAAAUUGCGCAAAAAAUGCCGCAGCAAAAAAGUCGCAGCAGCAGCAGUCGCACCAGCAGCAGCAGCAGCAGCGGUGGUGAAAAAAUUGUGAAACGGCCAACGAAAGUAGUGGAAAAGCAACGAACGGAUAAAGGAGAGAGAACCGAGAAGAGAAAGGAUGCAAUGACCACCGAAACGGCAGUUUGUCUCUAACGGUAGCAAAUACAACGUAGCCUCGCAUUCUUGCAUUUUUGCAUCAUCGCGUAUUCUCACAGCCCCCGGAAGCAGCAGCAGCAUCAGCGGAAAUUAAAACAAAUCGAAGCCGAAAUAAAAGAGCGAGCAAGGAAUACAGAGGAAAGAGAGGAGAGAGAGCCAUAAAGGAAGAGAGCAAAGUGCAUCCUCAGCUUUACAACACGGCACACAUUUACGACCGGUGACUGCAACUGGAAUCCUCAUUCUCCUCCAACCCCCUGCCUCUUCCUACCCCGUCGUCAUCCUGGUCCAUCAUCGCCGCAUCCCUCCCCUGCUCCGCCAUGUUGUUGUCAUUUGCAAUUUGUGAUCUCAUGUUCUCAUAACUUGGGCAGCAGACGUUGGCACGGAUUAGACGAAAAAACGUCAAGUUCCCAAAACUGCAGGAACUCUACUCACAACACACAACGAGCAACGAAUAAAUCGAACUUGCAUUUUUAUAUCGCAUUUUUGUAAGGAACCAAAUAACGGAACGUGUUCAGCAUUGACCAAAUGCCAUCGCAGCAAGCAACUCGAGCUAUACGUGUCCCAUGAAAACAGACGGCAAUUAAUAGAAUAGUUGCCUUUUGAACGACGAACCCCACCCAAAGGCGAGAGAGGAGGAACGAGGAAAGGACGCAGGAUAUUCCCCAAUCGGAUCCCCACUAAUAAAUGCAGUGGAAGAAGAAGUUUACUCGAUUGAAAGCAGCUACUGGAAAUUCGCGUGUGCGAAGAAUGCUUUGUUGUGGACGUAGAAAGGAGAAUGGAAGAUCAGUUCCUGAUGUUACUGCUAGCCCGGGACGUGCUCCGCCCGGCCCGCUGCCCGCCAACCAGCUGUCCUCGUUGGGUAACCAGCAGCAACAGCAGAUGCACCACCAGGGCAACCAGCAGCAGCACCACCACCAUCAGGGUAACCAGCAGCAUCAUGGCAACCAGCAGCAGCAGCAUCAUGGCAACCAUCGUGGCCAGAGCGGCGGCUCCAUGUCGAACUCUGGCGGUGGGGGAGUCAAGGAUCCGGUGAUGUUGCAGGGUGACUUCCGCAAGGUCAGCGGCAUCAGCUCCGAGAUCUUUCGCCAGAUAGAGGCCGUGGAGAAUGACCACGAUCCGAACACGGCGGCGGCCUUGGAGGCGGUGGAGCGACGCGGCGAGAUGAUAGUCCGCAUCCUGGAACCCCGUUGCAUGGGCAGCAAGCAGGCCGUGGAUGCUGCCCACAAGCUGAUGAACAAGGCGGAUGGAAGGCACACGGUGCAGCUGGUGGAGAUUGUCAAGCGGCCGGGACAGACGCUGGGCCUGUAUAUCCGCGAGGGCAACGGAGCAGAUCGCACUGAUGGUGUGUUCAUCUCUAGGAUUGCCCUGGAGUCGGCGGUCUACAACAGCGGCUGCUUAAGGGUGGGCGAUGAAAUCCUGGCGGUUAACUUGGUCGAUGUUACCCACAUGUCGCUGGACGAUGUCGUCAUCAUCAUGUCAAUUCCGCGCCGCCUGGUGCUAGCGAUACGUCAGCGGCGCGGCAAUCGCGGCACAGGUUCCCCAGGACCGCCGACGCUGUCGCGUCCGGAGCAGAAGCCGCCGCCGGUGGUGGUGAUCAAGCGGGAUCUGCGGGACGAGGAUCUGGACGAGACGGACCGGAUGCCUAGGCCGCGCUCAUCACGUGAAAGACGUACAGGAGAUGGCCGCGAAAUGACCGAGUCCCGAUCUCGCCUGGGCCUGGGCCUCAACAACUACAGUCCGCAGUCGGAGCAGCUGGACAUGUACUACAAUACCCGCGGUGGAGGCGGCGGCGGCGGAGGAGGAGGAGCCAUGGGUGAGCCCCCGAACUGGGGCUACAAGCCACCGCCACCGCCUUCUUCGGUGAUUACGGAGCAGCCGACGAAGGGGCAUGCUUUUGCGCCAUCGCAUGCUUAUUACCAGAAUGCUGGAACCCUAGAGAGUCUGGCCGAAAAGGUACAUGCCUUCUAUCCGGGACAGCCGGGAGGUCCGCCUGUGGUGGGUCCUUCGAGAAGGAUGUCCACGGGCACCGGCAACGUGGGUCUCGCCCAGCAGCACGCUCGAUUCCCGCGUUCCGGCUCGGAUCAGCACUUACCUCGCGUGGAGUAUGCCGACUACUCCAACUCCCUGGGGCGGCAUUCGCUGCUCCGCUCGAGCCUGAAGCCGGGGACAUCGGCUGGCGGAGCACCGAUGCCCGUGGGCGUGGGCGGCACCCUGGGACGCUACGGGCGUUACGACCAGCAGCGCGGCGGUGUGUCCAAGUACGGUCCACCAGCUGGCGGAGCACAGUCGCUGACACGUCGCUCCAGGCCCAACCUGGACUACUCCAGCGAUACGGAGGCGACCAUUGGACCGCGGCCAAGUUACUAUUACUACAAUCGUCCCGCCAUUGGCAGCAUGCCGCGUGGAGCGGGACCCGGUCCCGGUGCGGCUGCAGCGGCCGCUGCCAUGUUGGCCGGAACAGCGGAUCUCAAUAAGUUCAACUCGCUGCCCAGGGAACGUCCCGGGGUGAGAUUGGGUGGCAUUCGGUCGCGGAUGGGCGAUCGCUUGGUGGACGAGAACGAUGGCAAUACCUCGGCGCCCGAGUUCGAUGUGCGGCGGGGCAGAGAUCUGCGCCAGCGGAUCACCGCCAGUCCGUCGAUAUUCACGGCUGAUGAGUAUCGUGCCUGGCUGAGACGGGCGCCCAGCAGCUCGGCGAUUGCGGAACAGAUGCGAAUGACCCGGGAUAUGUUUGCCCAGCCCCGGGCGCAGAGAUUCUCCUGCAGCGCUGAGAAUAUCCACGAUGCUUUGAGAAAUACGGAGAGCAUCUACUCGAGCAGAACCCACAUCCUCGGCACCGGCACUCUGGAUCGCAAUAUGGGCUUGACCCGCCCAAUUUCCGCUUUGCCCGUGCGCUCCAUGUCCUCGCAGCAUAUCGGCGGAGCGGGUUCUAUACGCUCGCCUAGCAUACGGCGGAUGCGGCAGCUACUAGAGCUCUCUGCCGGCCCAGCCAGUCCCAGCGGCAGCAUCAUGAGCACCGGUGGCCACCAGAGUCCGGCACCGACGCCAAGUGCCACACUGCCCCGACAGCACCGUCAGAUCGACAUCAAUCCGGCGGAGUUUGCCAAGUACAAGCUGGACAAGCCGAUUGUGGAUAUCGGUGGUGUCUCCGGCAUGUUAUGGAUCCAUCUGCUGGCAGGUCGCAGCCUGAGAACGGCGCCCGAAGGAGCCAGCGGAGGAGCAGCACAGCCGGGACAGACCAGGGACUUGUAUUGCGUCAUCGAGUGCGAUCGCGUACACAAGGCCAGGACAGUGGUGCGUUCGGGGGAUCUGCAGUUCGACUGGGAUGAGUCCUUUGAGCUGGACCUGGUGGGCAAUAAGCAGCUGGAUGUGUUGGUCUACUCCUGGGAUCCCCAGCACCGGCACAAGCUGUGCUAUCGUGGAGCCAUCUCGUUAUCCGCCAUCCUGCGCCAGUCUCCGCUUCAUCAGCUGGCCCUGAAGGUGGAACCCAGGGGCACGAUAUACAUACGGAUGCGGCACACUGAUCCACUGGCUCUCUACAAGCGUCGGGGACUGCCCAGCCUGAGGGCUGGCUAUCCAACGCUCUUUGGCGCCGAUCUUGAGACGGUGGUAAACAGAGAGUCGAAGAAUGCGCCUGGAUGUGCGCCAGUACCCAUCGUCCUGAGGCGCUGCGUGGAGGAGGUGGAACGGCGGGGGCUCGAUAUAAUCGGGCUGUACCGACUGUGCGGCUCCGCCACCAAGAAGCGGCUGCUGCGCGAGGCCUUUGAGCGUAAUAGCCGUGCCGUGGAAUUGAGCCCGGAACAUGUUCCUGACAUCAACGUCAUCACCGGCGUGCUCAAGGACUACCUCAGGGAGCUGCCCGAGCCGCUGUUCACGCGCUGUCUCUUCCAGAUGACGGUGGAUGCCUUGGCUGUCUGCCUGCCAGAUGACCCGGAGGGCAAUGCGAAACUGAUGCUUAGCAUCCUCGACUGCCUGCCGCGGGCGAACAGGGCCACCUUGGUGUUCCUGCUCGACCACUUGUCGCUGGUUGUCUCCAACUCGGAGCGGAACAAGAUGUCCGCCCAGGCGCUGGCCACAGUGAUGGGUCCACCGCUGAUGCUGCAUUCGGCGAGUGCGCAGCCGGGCGCUGACAUUGAUCACGCCCAACCGAUCGCGGUGCUCAAGUAUCUGCUGCAGAUCUGGCCGCAGCCGCAGGCGCAGCAUCAGCAGCUGGCGCAGCACAUGGGCGGCGCUGCUGGGGCAAUGAUGGUGGGCGGUCUGGCCACAGCCGGCAGCAUGAGCAAUAUGGCCGGCGUUGCUUCAGGUCGGCGCGGCGAGUCAACAGGGCAGCGUGGAAGCAAAGUCAGUGCGUUGCCAGCGGACAGACAGGCACUUCUACUGCAGCAGCAGGCGCAGCUCAUGGCGGCGGGCAACCUACUGCGCUCGUCCACUUCGGUAACCAACAUACUCUCCCAAGGCCAUCCUCAGCUCUCAGCCACAGCCAACAGUCAUCUGUAUCAAUCAGUAGUGGGUCAGUUAGCUCAAUCGCAUCGAGCCUUGCAACAAGCGGUGCAACAGCCCUAUCAAUUGGGGGCCUCAGUGGGCUCAGCAAUUCCCGACCAAUCGCCACUGCCACUUCCAGGCACACCCUCCCCCGGCAGUAGUUCGGCCUCGACGGGCUCCGGCUCGGGCUCCGGCUCCGGAUCGGGUAAAAGCACGGAUACCAUCAAGCGCGGUGCCUCGCCCGUUUCCGUGAAGCAAGUCAAGAUCAUCGACCAGCCCUCCAGCCCCUAUUCCAUUGUGCAAAAGAAGCCGCCGCUGCAGAAGGAUGCGCCCAUUGAGAUCACCACGCCCACUACCCAAGCAGAGGCAACAGCCUCGGGAGGCAGCAAUGGCGGCGGAGCAACGGCACGCAAAUCCAAUGUGGACUUUUACGAACCGCACAAAUCGCUGUCCAAGAGCCUGGUGAACGAGGAAUCCAGCUACAGCUCCAAGUACUCCUCCGGCUUGGAUGCGGCCAAGAAGAGCAGCAGCUACGGAAAUGGAAAUGGCAGCAGCAGUUACACGCCCAGCAAAUCCAAUGCCGGAAGCAGCCUCUCCACCGGCGAUGACUACAAGGCCAUGAAAAACAAGUCGAGCGCCACCUCCAGCUCCAGUUCGUCGCAGGCCACGGUGCUGAGUGCUGGGUCCACGGCCACGUCGGCUCCGACCACCUCUUCCGAUGACUCGGAUGAUCUGGUCUCCUACAAGUCGUCGGCCUCGACGAACGCUCUGUUGGCCCAGUCGCAGGCCAUGACCACCAGCCAGCUGAUGUCCAAGUAUCUGAAGCGAGAGCCGCGAGUGCAAUUCACGCCGAUCAAGUCGCCGGACUCACCAUCGCCGCCAGGCGGAGGCGACGGGUUGCCCAAGGGCACCUACCAGCUGGUGGCGCCCAGUGCCAAGCCAGGAGCCACAACUGGAGCCAUAAGCAAGUACACCACAAGCUCGGCGGAUUCGAGUGCGAGUACAAACAGCCAGAAGCUGGCAUCGCCAUCGCGAGUCACCACCAGCAAGGUGGCCAGCAGCACCGCCUCCUCCUCGCUGGUGUCCACGGGCCGGCGACUGUUUGACAGUUUGGCCUCGUCCUCGUCCUCGGAAACGGAGACCAAGACCUACAUAGGGGCCAGCAGUAGCAGCACAACCUACAACAACGACACCAGGCACUCGGGCAGCAGUAGCAGUAAGUCGGGAAUGGGUGGGGGUUCGGGAACGGGAUCGGGUUCGGGAUCGGUAGCAGGCUCCGAGCACAGGAGCUAUGGCAGCACGCUCUUUGGCAGCAGCGGCCUAGGCAAUGGCAAUGGCAGCAGCCACAAUCAUUCGGGUAGCAAUCCCAGUCCCUUCACCACCACCAAUGGCAAUGGUAACCACAAUACCAUGCAUCUGUAUGGAACCCUGCCCAAGAAUGGCUCGACCUCGACGGGGGCAGCUCUGUUUGGCAGCUCCUCGGCGAGCAGCUCCUCCUACCACUCCAGCUCCGGGGCGGGCACUGCCAGCAGCAGUGGGGUAAGCUCCAUGACGGGCUCCACGAACAGCUAUGACUUUUACACGAGCAGCACUAGCUCCUCGAGCAGCUCGCGUCCCUUUGCCAAUGGGGGCAACAACUACCAUACUUUGGGAACUUAUAGGGCCCAGUAUGCGGCCACGAAUCCCUUCCUCGAUGCCUUCGAUGAGAAGCCGUCGGAGAAGAAUGGCGGAGGUGGCAGCGGUAGUAGUAACCAGGAUAAGCUAGGAGCCGACAAGGGGAAUCAUCACAGGACGACUGUGAUGGCGGCAUUCCAGUCCUCGGGUGACUCGAAGAACGGUAGCGAUGAGUACGAUGAUCUCAAGUAAGGAAGCACCAGUCGAUGUGGUUAGGAAAAAAGGGAAAAUAAACUAAAAGCUACGCUUAUGCGCGAGAUUUAAAAGAGAGAGUUUUUUAUUUAAAUGAUAAUUUCAGAGUAGGAUUUAGUCUUUCUAAAAUUGAGUUUUAUUUAGUAAACAAUUUUCCAGAUUUUUGUUGAUCCUUAAGCUUAAUUGUGUAAAUAGCGUUAACUAGGAACUUGAUUUUAAGAAGUGCAUAAGCGUAGUCCCAAAAAACGAAAGAAAAAGUACAUAAAUGAAUGCCAUACUAUGCUGAACGCCGUGUUCUUUUGAAGUAUUUACAGUUUACAAAUUUACAAGAUACAAAAAAGAUACAAAAAAGAUACGAAAAAGAAGCAAAUAAACGAAUAUAAAACCGUUAACGAAUCCACAACCAUAAAUAAACCAAGCGAAAUACCAAGUAAUAUGUGUGUUUAAUGGAAGCUUAGCGCCUUGGCAGCUUGAAAACUUCCUAAAAUAAAAAAUUAACAACGCAUUCAGCUAACAUAAAUCCGAAUUCAAUAACAUUUACGAAACAGUAUUUUUGAAUGAACUAAGUAUGUAUGAAAUAAAUGAUAACAAGUAAUUUAACAUUUAACAAAAAGGUUGAACGAGCAUUUAAUUUUUACAGAACAGAAACAGAGACAAAGCAAAGCCACACCACAGACAAUUUCUAUAAAUAUACAUACUAAACUUACUAUAUAUAACAUAUAUGCCUCUAAUACGCUGAUGACAUAUUUUUGCAUAUUUCCCUAGAAAGCUGUACAUACAUACCCCCCACUUACACACACUCCACGUCCUUCUAGCCGUAAUCUCUAACCACAGCCCCGAGCUACCGUGUGCUAUGUGUGUUUCAAUGUGACCAACUCUCUCUAUCUAUAUACUAUAUAUAUAUAUGGCAACCUACCUAUCUGAAUCUAAAUCUAAAUCGAAAUCGAACUAUUGGACGACUUUUUGAGCAAUAUAUACUUGCCUAAACAACAGUUUCUCUAUGCCUCUUAUACACAGACUUAUAUACAGGGGCCUAGGCCCACACACACACACACCACACACGGAUACAUACAAAUACAUGAAUUUAUUGACGAAUCGAUGUGCUUAGUUUUUGUAUGAAACAAAGUCUGAUAUACACACUAAUAUACAAUACAGUACAGUAUAAUAUUUAUAACCAUUUAAACAUAAUUAUAGAAAACAAUGAAGAAAAAAAAAACAAACAAAAAACAGACAAAAAAAUGAAAUAAAAUACAAAAAAGUAAAGCUAAAAAAUAUAUAUACCAUAAAAAAAAUAACAAAAAAUUAAACACGCUUUGCGAUUAAGACGGAUUUUACUGCAAUUAUGAUUCCCAAAGCUUUUUAUAACGUAUUGGCCAAGUACUGUGCUUAAUCCCCAAACAAGAAAUCGUAUAACAACCUACAUACCAAACAUAUUUAUAACAAAGUCAGAAACAUCCGCAUUAAAAAUAUACCCCCCAUUAAAAAAUGCUAUGAAACUGUAAAUACCCAAAAGGAAAUCAAUGUACUACUACAACGUUUGUGCUUUAGCUAGAGUAUUCAGUCUGGUCGGUCAGUUCAAGCUAGUUCUAGUCAUAGCAUCGCAGUUAUAUAUAUUAUAUAGCAUAGCGUUAAUCUAUUAUUUAAUUAGGCCAGCCAGGGAGCAUAGUAAGCAAUAAUAAAUCCACAGAAUAAAAAGGAAAUAGGGAAAAGGUAGAGAAAAUACAACCACUUCCUCCUUGACAAGAAAUUACAGUUCAAGUUCAUAUUCAAAUUUCUCAUCAAUUAACUCAAAAUGAUAUAGCCAAGAUUGUGCAUUAUUUGAUUUUAAUAAUUAAAUACAGAGUAAUCAAUCGAGGGAGUGUUUUUAAAUAGCAAAUUAUUCGGUUAAUUGUUGUCAGAUUUAUUUUAUACGAACGAAGGAACGGAGAGUGUUAAACAUGAUUCUCAAAAACCAAAAGAAAACCAAAGAGUUAUAAACCAUACAUACAUCUAGUUGAGGCAAAUUGAUUUUUAUAUAGUGAAUUGUUAAUUAUUGCAUAUAGCGAGUAGAGUUUUAAAUAAAACAAAUGAGGCGAGAUGCAGGAAAAGUGUUCAGUUGUAGCUGCCCCAAGAACCUGGUUAUUGAUUUUAGGAUUUUAAUGUCGUUUAACACAUACCAAAGAAACGUCAAUGUUACUACAGCUGUCGCCUUCGUUUUAAACACUAGUCUUAACCCAUAAUCGGAGAAACAAUACCCCAAAAGAGAGAUUAUCCCUAGAUAACCCUCGAUUCCCCUUGAUUCCCUCUUUGUUCACCCCAAAAAGCUUUAAUCGUUGAACGACCCCGACCCGAAGGUUACAAAUUCGAGACAUAUUCUACAAAUACCAGAUACUAACUAGUAGGAGCGAGUACUAUAGAGUCGGACAGACAGCACUUUGAUUGAUUUGCGAGUUGUUGUGGCUUCAUAGUCGUAGUUAGCUUAGCCCUAAGAUGUGGAUAAUGGUGGCAGACUGGGAAUAAUACGAUCUGAAGCUGGUCAGUUGGUGGUGGUGGUGGAGGACAGAUAGAACUUUUUGGGGAAAACGCUGAAGCUAUAUAUGCCUGGCUUUUGCCGCUUAAAGGGAGUGCUGCGCUUGUUUCUGGGCCCCGAUCCUGUUCGAUGAUAUGUAUUUGUACUUGUACUUUAGCAACCUUAAGCAGCAUACACUAUGGAAUAUAUAUCACUGUGUCAUAUCGUACAUUUAAAAGCAAGUAAAAGCUAACAAAUUGGAUGGAGGAAUGAGGGGUAAGGUAAAUUGUUAACGCAAAGUAUUCACACACGUAUAUAGAGAAAGUAUGUAUACAGAACCUAAAUUAAAAUGAAUAGCGGCCGAGCAGCAACUACAUAAUACAUAAUACAUAGUUAAAUACUAAACUAAACACGAUUGAUUGGCAGACAAGGCUACCAACAAGUACUACAAAUUGUAUAUGCAUUUAAUUUAGAGUAUAACUAACAUACUACUAACUAAACACACACCAAAUAACUGAUAACGAAACCGAAACCAAACUGUUGGGCGAAUGGCAAAUAUGAAUUGAUAAUUGAAAUCGAACUAAUUUACCGAAAUGCAUUGCACAAUAUCGAACACUUAUAAAAAUUAGCGGCAGUAACUAAGGCUAUACAUACAGCAAGUAAUACGCAUACGAAUAGAAUCGAAUACAGGUUCGGCCUCCACUUAAGUUCACGACUCGAAUCGAUCUCGGAGAAGGCAGUUUGAAUGGGAGAGAGAGCUCAGCUACGAUCUGGAUCCGGUUAAGUUGGAUAGUGCAUAUGCCUAAGUAUAUAAAUAUAUAUAUAUAUAGUGAAUGUGUGAAUUUAUGUAUGUAUUAAAUGUGCCUAAACUUUCAUUUACUUUUCCACAAAGAAGAUCCCUCCUUCGUUUGUUCGUUUCCCCCCUAAACCACCCCCACCUUUGAGAACGCUUUGACCGGGGAUUUUUCCAUUUUUCGAUUUAUCGAUUUUUCGAGCGGGGCAAAGAUUUCUUCUGUCGAACUUAACAAGUAAAUGGAGACCAAAUGCUCAGGGCUUUAGCGAGUUAUAACAUAGUAGGCGUAAUAUACAAAACAACAAAAAGAAAAACUUACAAACUAAGUGUAACCACACACAUCACGAGCAUGCUCCAUCAAACGUUAGGCAAAAUGCGUUUUUUCUUUUGCUAAGUUUAAACUGAAACCUAUAACAUCAACAACAAGAACAACAACAACAGCAGCAGCAGCCACAACAACAAGAACAAUCCAGCAAACAAAUUUACAAAAAUCCAAGCAAUCAAUUUGUUGAAAAGACUGAAAACAAAAAAAUAAAACAAAAAAAGAACGAAGAAUACCAACAAGCAACUCUCUACCGAGAGAGAUAGAGAGAAUUUGCGUAGAGAAUCGAGAAUCAGAGAAACCCAGAAAAAAAUGCGAAUAUUUUGCAGAAGAUCCCCAAGUCAUGGAAAGUCUCAGAGUUUCAUUUUAGGUUCAGAGCCUUUUGUUAAACGAGAACUUCUUCAUUUGAGAAACCCUUUUCUAGCGCGUCAUUGAACUUUAACGAGGUGUAAACAUAAAAAACGGAAAAACCUAAAGUAAUAGUGAAAUAUUAGCGGAAAUAAUACAAAUAUUACCACCAGCAUUUUGCUACCUACUUAAUAUGCAAGUUUAAUAAUUAAAUGCAAUAAGAAAUAGUCUAACAAAUAGUUCAAAAACCUAUCGAAGGGCAGGCGGAAGGAACACAGGCGAGGGCGAGCGUAAACAAUACCCUAAAGAAUACAAUCUAAUGGCAAAAUUAAUUCCGAUCGUACUUUGAAAUAAUUUUCUAAAACCCACCAUAUAUAAAAAAGAGAACAAAUUAAACUUAACGUAAAUCUAGAUCUUUCCGUUUGCUACCAUGAUAAAAAAAAACUAGCGCCUUCUUCGUUUGGUCCUCUCCUAAUAACUAAAUGCUUAGAAAACCCAAGAACAAUUAAUGGUAUAAUAAACAUAUGUAUAUAUCUCUAUAUACGUAUUGCGAUUCUCAGUACUUAUAUAAGCAGACAGCUAUCAGACAAAGCGAAGCCACAACGGAAGCGAAAGCGGAAGCGGAAGCGGAAGAACCGAACCCAACCAACUGACACGAACGAGCAUUUCGAGGAGACGACAACACAUUAGCGAGGAUUCGUUAGAACGGAUAAUACUCUGAUUUACCACUGCCACAAAGAAACAAACAAAACAAACAAGUAAAAAGUAACAAGUAAAUUGUAACGUUAAUAUAGACAUUAAGCCCCAACCGGGCGCUACAUUACACAUAUACUUUGCAUAUAGCGAUAAAAAUGAUAUAUAUUGACAAGUGACUAAUUUGACACAAGGACACAAGGCGGAAAUCCAAUUGCAAUUACUUAUAUACAUAGUGUGCGCCGUGCAUCGUGUGAUUGCCCAGCGAGCGCGCAAGUAAACUUAACAUUAUUAUUUUAUCCGAACAAAAUAACAAUAAUAAUUAUCUCAUAAUUCUGACAAGCAAAAAACCAAUUACAAAAAAACUAAACCCCCAAUCGUUCUUUG
Drosophila kikkawai is the source of this 12155-nucleotide messenger RNA. RefSeq names its product Rho GTPase activating protein at 100F (gene RhoGAP100F). Gene Ontology annotation, molecular function: protein binding; GTPase activator activity. The record is from RefSeq and is a predicted model, not a curated record. Lineage: Eukaryota; Metazoa; Arthropoda; Insecta; Diptera; Drosophilidae. Gene Ontology annotation, cellular component: synaptic membrane. Gene Ontology annotation, biological process: regulation of Ras protein signal transduction; signal transduction; cell migration.